CAGAAUUGUGUUGGAGCUCUCGACGGGACUCACGUCCCUUGUGUUCCACCAUCAGGUAACCCCGAAGUAUGGAGGAAUAGGAAGGGUUUUUACUCCCAAAAUGUGUUAGGGGUAUGUUCAUUUGACAUGAAGUUUACCUACAUAUUAGCUGGAUGGGAGGGAUCGGCACAUGAUGCGCGCGUUCUUUCAUCCGUAGUGGGGGUACGAGAAAAAAAGUUCCCAACUCCACCGCCCGGUAAAUACUACCUUGUAGACUCUGGCUACGCGAACAACGAUUGUUUCUUGGCGCCGUACCGGGGGAGCACAUAUCACCUUCAAGAGUAUAGGGCAAGACGUGGGCGUCCUCGAACUCAGCGUGAGUUGUUCAAUUACACGCAUUCGUCCCUAAGAAAUGCUAUUGAGCGCACUUUUGGUGUUUGGAAAGCAAGGUUCCGCAUACUCAAGUGCAUAAAUAAUUACCCAAUAGAGAAACAGAUACAAAUUCCUAUUGCUUGUGCUGUGCUUCACAAUUUCAUACAUAUGUACAACAAUAACGAUGAGCUACUGCACCAGUACACACGAGACGGAGUUCCAGUUUUUGAAAUUGAUCCAGAAAAUGCAGAUCAAGAUGUUAAUCAGAAUCACAAUCCUGAUCGCGGAACGGAACAAAAUCAGAACUCCGCACAUCGUAGACAAAUGAAUAUUUUGAGGGACGAGAUGGCAGCUAGCAUGUGGGCGGCAUUGGAAGCAUAUCGCAAUCGGUAGUUACAUAUUUGUUCCGCAAUUUUGACUACCGUAUUUAUUUUACAAUACGUUGUAAUGAACUUAUGGACGUUUCUGUUAUUUAUGUAUAUAGGUGUAUUAAUGUGUAGUCAAAAAAUCCAUGUCAAUACUUGCAAAAUUUUAGAGUUAUGUUUUUGUCAAAGUGAACAUAAAACUCAAGUUCACAUCUCACAAAUCAUCCAAGUGAACACACAAUUCAAGUUUCAAACACAAUUCCAAUUAAACUCACUUUUUUAACUCCAAUCUUGAAUUUGGAGUUAUUGAA
Morus notabilis is the source of this 1027-nucleotide messenger RNA. RefSeq lists its product as uncharacterized. The transcript has 2 exons. Lineage: Eukaryota; Viridiplantae; Streptophyta; Magnoliopsida; Rosales; Moraceae. Bases 127 to 744 code for a protein of 205 amino acids. The record is from RefSeq and is a predicted model, not a curated record.